Molecule: messenger RNA, 2159 nt
Organism: Brassica napus (rape)
Lineage: Eukaryota; Viridiplantae; Streptophyta; Magnoliopsida; Brassicales; Brassicaceae
Product: F-box/FBD/LRR-repeat protein At1g16930-like
Exons: 3
Coding region: 300-1646 (448 amino acids)
Molecular function (GO): protein binding
Source: RefSeq, a predicted model, not a curated record
AUUUUGAGAAAAAAAAAUAAAGAGCACACGUAAUGACUCGUGGGCAGUUUAGAAAUUGUCUGCAUCUUGAAAAUAUAUAAGAAGUCAAAAAGAAAGCGAUCUCCUCCGAGAAGACUCUGCUAUUCUCACUUUUUUUUUCCUUUUUCUUCCGCACCGAGAAAAAUCUACUUCAUCCCCCUCGCGUGAAAAAAGAACUUUCAAAAUAAUUUAUCAGGUCAUUUCUGUUUGUUAUUUUUUUUCUUGCUGGAAUCUUGCUUUGAACGUUGAGAUCUCUAAAAUUCAGGGUUUAGGCAUUAGACAUGGAUGAUGAAAUCUCUGCCAAAGAAAAACAGAGCAUCUCCGACAGGAUAAGCAACUUACCUGAUUCGUUGCUAUGUAAAAUACUCUCUAACCUCUCCACGGAGGAAUCUGUCUGUACCAGUGUGUUGUCAAAACGUUGGAGAAAUCUCUGGCCACAUGUUCCUGCUCUGGAUUUAGAUUCCAAUAAAUUCUCAGACGAUGAUGUUUUUGUGGGUUUCAUUGAUAAGUUUCUGUGUUCCGACAGUGAGCAACACUUGAAGAGAUUCAAGUUGAUCUACCAGGUUUAUGACCAUGAUGCAUCUCGUUUCAAGUCUUGGAUCGAUGCUGUUGUAAGGCGUAGAGUUUGUCAUCUUAAUCUUCAUAAUGAGGUUGAUGAGGACGAGUUAGUUAAGAUGCCUUUAUCUCUCUAUUCAUGUGAGACAUUGGUGAACAUACAUCUCUACCGCGUAUUCUUGGAUCAUCCUGAAUCUGUUUCGUUGCCAUGUGUCAAGAUUAUGCAUCUAGAGAUGGUCAAGUACGAUGGUGAUUCGACUCUGGAAACUCUGAUAUCAAGUUGUCAUGUUCUCGAGGAGUUAACCAUAGCCCGUGAUCCCAAUGAUUCUCUUGAAGCUGUGUGUGUGCGUUCCCAUUCGCUAACGAGAUUCAAAAUAGAAUGUGAGCGUUGGGAAAGUGAAGGUCAUGUUGUUGCAAUUGAUGCUCCAAGACUCCAGUCUAUGACACUUAGUGAUCACCGAUCUGACAGCUUCGUAAUACACAACAUUGGUCCCUAUGCAAAGGUAGACAUUGAUGUUAUCUUUAAUGUGGAAUAUUGUGAGCCACUGGAACCAGAUGAUUCGUCCAAGAUAUCUAUGCUUGGUAAAUUUCUUACCGGGUUAUCUACAGUAAGCGAGAUGAUCAUCUCUGCUGCUACUCUAGAGGUUAUUCAUGAUUUCUGCAAAAUGGAACAGCUACCUCAGUUCCCUAACUUGGCUCGCUUGCAUGCUUCCUUCCAAGAAACAUCGUGGGAAAUGUUACCAACAUUCCUUCAGAGCUGCCCAAAUGUACACUCGACCGUCUUGGAAUUUGAUUGUCUUCCAGAAACAGAGCAGGUUGAUCUUUCAACAGUGCCACAAUGUUUCCAAUCAUCUCUUGAGUUUGUUCAUCUGAAGACACCUUACGUUGUAAACAUACAAAAGGAAGGUACACCACUCACGGGAACAUCAAGUAAGAUGAAAUUAGCAAAAUACUUUCUAGAGAAUGGUUCAUCUCUCAAGAAACUGACACUAAGUGCGAGUUUCUGUAACAUCAUCAACGAAAUCAAAUUGAUCCCGAGAAGAUCUAUGAGGUGUCAAGUUGUCAUGGAUUAGGAGAGCCAGCUUUCAAGGCCGUAUCUGAUAAUAUCUUUUUUUGUAUGCAAUGGCAUUAAAAUUAAGGUUUGUUUCCAGCCAUUAGGCCAACCAAUAAUCCUGAGGAAACAUUUUGAGCUAUUUGGUACCUCUUUGUGUUCUCAGGUUUUUUCUUUUGUAAUUCAAGAAAACAUGUUUUUUUUUUCAAGAAUAAGCUGUCAGGAGUCCCUAGAUACUCACAGACGAUGACUGUUGAGGUGUUACAUAAACGGUACUUAAUCUGCAUUUCUAAUUUAUUUACUUUACGUUUAUCACUCGCUUAACUUAUCAAUUAUCAAAGAAAAUAUUGAAAAGCAUAUACAUUAUCAUAAAAGUCUAAGGAAAGUAAGCUAGUUGUGUAGGAAAAAAAUAAUAUAAGGAACCAAGUAAGCGAAAACAGACUCAGAAAGGAAUAAAAGCAGAAGAUAAGAAAGCAAGUAAACAUGCACCAAAGGAAAAAAAAAAACAAGCAAGCAAGCAAGACAUAUCAAUAAA